Messenger RNA from Naegleria fowleri, 891 nucleotides. RefSeq names its product Peroxin 19 (Pex19), putative. Lineage: Eukaryota; Heterolobosea; Eutetramitea; Acrasida; Naegleriidae. The coding region runs from base 1 to 891 and encodes 296 amino acids. Gene Ontology annotation, cellular component: peroxisomal membrane; peroxisome. The record is from RefSeq and is a predicted model, not a curated record. The transcript is spliced from 2 exons. Gene Ontology annotation, biological process: protein import into peroxisome membrane.
AUGCUCAAUAACAACAAUAACGUUGAACAAGACGAUUUGGAUGAUCUUCUUGAAGAUGCUUUGAAAGAAUUUGAUGACGAUACUAAUGAUAAUUCAGCUUCUCCGAAUCCAUCAAAAGCUUCAGAAACAACAACAACAACAAAACAAAAUAGCAACUCCUUAACAGCCUCUUCGAGUACUGCCGAGUCAACAAGAAAUGAUGAUAUUGAUUUGGAUGAUAUUUUAGAGAAAACUCUUCUUUCCGAAGAGAAACAAGUUGUAAAUCAUUUAGCGGAACAAGUGACUAAAUUUUUCUCUGAAUUAGAAAAAGAAGGAAAUAAUGAUGAUGAAAAUAAGACAACAGCUUCUUCUUCUUCCUCAUCAAACUCUUCCUAUAAUUUUCAAGAAGUUAUGAAGAACACUCUUGACAUGUUAAACAAAAACGCUGCAUCCAUGAAUAAUGCAACGAAUUUACCAAGUGGAGGAGAAGAUCAAGAUGAAUCUGUGGAUGAAGGAGCGUUUUCAGGAUUGUUACAAAAAAUGAUGGAAGUUUUGAUGUCUCCAGAUAUUCUCAGACAACCAAUGGAAGAGUUGCGAGAAAAGUAUCCAAUUUGGCUUAAAGAAAAGAAAGGACAAGUUCCUGAGGAAGAAUACCAAAGAGUUAAAAGACAAUACGAUUUAUGUUGUAAAAUUUGUCGUGUUUAUGAAACCCAACAAUAUCCAGAUGCUAUUGAUGAACUUAUAGAGUUGAUGAAAGCCAUGCAAGAACAAGGUCAACCUCCAGAGGAGAUUGUAAGUCAGUUAUCAAAGCCUGAAGGAGGUAAUGAAGAAGCAAGUGAAGUCCACAAAUUGUUGCAAGGAUUAAAUCUUCCCUCUAAUAUGGGAGAUGGUAAAGGAUGUCCAACUCAAUAG